UUUUUUUCAUCUAUGGUUUUGUGAGAUCAUUUUAUUUUGAAAUUUAUUUUAACGUGGAAUUAACGAUGUAGAAGCAAUAAUGAAUUAAACUUAUUACAUUUCAAGUAUAAAAAUGGUGGUAGUUGUUUAAAAAUCGUAAAUUUUCUUCUAUGUCCGUACGCGGACAGUAAAAUUCUACUAAAAAGACAAUUCUUUAUGCCCGCCAUGCGGGCUUUCUGUCAAAAAAGAUGUCAAAUGGCUUCAUUCAGCACGCAGUUUAUUUACUCCUGAUAAUUAUCGAAUUUGUGCUCGGCAUAGUGUUUAGUGUGUUAAACAGUAUAUUUUUUAUAUUAAAGUUGUUAUUGCAUUACGUUUUUGAUGUAAAUAUGACUGAGUCAUCGAAAAAACGCAAGAGAAAUUCAAAUGAACAACCUAACCAAACUGUGGCUUUACGUGGUGUUAUUGACGCUAACUGGCAAAAGUUUUUAUCAAGCAGCCUUAUAAUGGAUAAGAAAACAGAGAAGCCCGUUCAGAACAACAACAAGGACCAAUACACGGGCACAUUCAGACGCGCGAGGAAGAAAAAGGCGAAAGACCACGAGAGUGUCCAAAACGAUUUAAAAACCUUGAAUUUAACUUCAAAAUCACCAAACAGCGAUACCUUAGUCAAUAGCAUAGAAAACAAAAAGAAUAGUGUUCAAAAAAACGAUGAUAGUGUUGUGAAAAAUAAUACUAAUAAUAAAAAUCGACUAACGAAAUUUCUAGCAAUGGACUGUGAAAUGGUAGGUGUAGGUUAUGAUGGCAACGAUCAUAUGUUAGCUAGGGUAUCAAUAGUCAAUAAAUUUGGUGAUUGCAUUUACGACAAAUUCGUGAAAGCUCGCGAAGAGGUCAAAGACUAUAGAACAGACGUAAGUGGUGUCAGAAAAGAGGACUUGCUCAAUGGAGAAGACUUCACUACUGUACAAAAAGAGGUUUCGGAUUUAAUUAAAGGAAAGAUCUUAGUCGGUCACUCAUUGAAAAAUGAUUUGUCCGUUUUGUUUCUGUCGCACCCUAAAAGGAAUAUUAGAGACACAUCGAGAUACAAACCAUUUAGAAAGAUAACUAAAGGCAGCACACCGUCUUUAAAACGCUUAGCGAAAGAAAUCCUCGGUAUAGAUAUACAAUCUGGUGAACACAGUUCUGUGGAGGACGCGAGAGCGGCCAUGCAGCUAUAUUGCAGCGUAGCCCGACAAUGGGAGCCCACACUCUCCGAUAAGCGCGGGAAAAAGAAGGUCAACCCGGAAGACGACUAGUCCCUCAAAUGGUCUUCAGUUUCUUAAAGAAAUAAAUAUAUUUUGUGAAUUGUUUUUUUCUUUUAAGCCUUUUUUUGUAGACUUAAGCCUCUUAUUGCCUUUUGAAGCUUAAAAGCUAGUGUUGUGAUCUUGUGAUGGAAUUAAUCGACUAAAUAGUCGAUUUUAAAGGUAGUUCUCGAGAAUAUACGAAUUAGAAAUUAAAUAGUUGGUCUUUUUCCAUUGUUCAUUGAAGUUUCAAAAGAUACGUAAAUACUGCAAAUUUUAAGACUUGUUAAAUGGAAAAUAAUUACUAACAAUCUAGGUAAUUAAGUGUGUAUUUCUGUCAAGUUAUGAAUACACAGCUUUGAAAUAUAAUAAAAUUGUUAAGUAAUCGUAAACACGUCGUGUUUUCUCUCAAAAGUUGAUGUUCUUCAAAUAUAUUUUUUUAUUACGA
This is a messenger RNA of Trichoplusia ni (cabbage looper), 1704 nucleotides long. RefSeq names its product RNA exonuclease 4. Gene Ontology annotation, molecular function: nucleic acid binding; 3'-5' exonuclease activity. Bases 228 to 1271 code for a protein of 347 amino acids. Gene Ontology annotation, biological process: rRNA processing. Lineage: Eukaryota; Metazoa; Arthropoda; Insecta; Lepidoptera; Noctuidae. The record is from RefSeq and is a predicted model, not a curated record. The transcript has 2 exons. Gene Ontology annotation, cellular component: nucleus.